This is a messenger RNA of Oreochromis aureus, 2918 nucleotides long. RefSeq lists its product as uncharacterized. Gene Ontology annotation, biological process: DNA integration. The transcript is spliced from 8 exons. The coding region runs from base 470 to 1540 and encodes 356 amino acids. The record is from RefSeq and is a predicted model, not a curated record. Gene Ontology annotation, molecular function: nucleic acid binding. NCBI's taxonomy places the organism in Eukaryota, Metazoa, Chordata, Actinopteri, Cichliformes, Cichlidae.
UACUACAUAAGUUGGGACGUAAAUUUCCAGCUUAAGUCUAAAUCAAGCUUUAAGUCGAGAUUUACGAUAGAUGUAUACUUUUUAGAGCUACGGUCAGAAGUUAAGUCAUUCGAGAGAAAGUGAUGCAAAUAAACAAAAAACAACCAACCAACAAAAAGAUACAAAAAAACUUGUCAAAAAUUAGCAAACAGCUACUUCCGGCUAACUUUUAGCUACGAUUGUUUUGUUUUUGUUUUUUAACAGACGUCUCUGAGGACUUAGGUCUAUACUUCCAGAAGGGGGUGCUAAAGAAACAAUAAUUGAUAGCAACCACCUAAAGGACAAAGUAGAAGAAGACAGGUACAGUAUUUUCAUCCUGACCUGUAACUCUUGUGUUUCUGUAGUUUAGAUGCUAAUGAUGCCGUUGGGCAAAAGGUAUUUCUAUGUUUAAUAAGGAGCACACUGGCUGUGCUCACUUUCGUCCUGUGAAAUGCUGAGCGUGGAGUCGCUGCCAGUGGCUGAGGAGGAGGUGGUUGAAUCCAGCUCCAACAAACUCGGAGAUAUUUACACGUUUGUGGCUAAAGGCAGUUUUCCUCAGACGAUGAAUCCGAUACGAAAGAAGAACCUCAAGAGAUACGCUCAGAAAUUCAUCAUCGACGAGGGCAAGCUGUACUAUGUGGGGCCCAAGAAAGAAGAGAAGAGGGAGGUGGUGAUUGAGUCUGAGAGGAAGAGGCAGAUCUUUCUCGAAUGCCACUUCAGCGAUAUUGGCCAUCACCUGGGCCAGAAGAAGACCGUCCACAGGAUCCAGAGCAAGUACUACUGGCUGGGAAUUAUCAAGGACGUCGUAGACUGGAUAAAAGUCUGUGAAACGUGUCAGCACACAGAGAGAAAUAAGAACCAGUCGAGAACUAUUCGGCCAAUAAAAGUGGAUGCACCUUGGGAAAUUGUCGGGAUUGACACGAUAGGGGCCUUGCCAGAGACCCAGAGAGGCAACAAGAAUGUCACGGUGGUGAUUGAUUACUUCACUAAAUGGCCAGAGGCUUUCCCAGUGCAAAAGACAGACGUUGCCUCGGUUGCAAGAUGCAUCUCUAAAUGCAUAUACAGGUUCGGUGCCCCUAAAAUGAUAGUUUGUACACAGAAUGCUGACUUCUGUGAUAAGGUGACAAAGGUGCUGUGUGAAAGGUGGAGCAUCACACAGAAGGUCUCUCCUGUGGAUCAACCUCAGCUCAACCCACUCCACGACUGCACAAGCCCUCUGUUGAAAGAAGCCAUACUGCAGAUGGUGUCGGAGAAGCAGGCAGAAUGGGAUGAUUUUCUCGACCCUGUGCUGUUUCUGUUCAGGACAUCCACCAACCCCACAACAAAGUUCACUCCUUACUCUCUCAUGUUUAACAGGACAGCCAGUUUGCCAAAUGAGAACGCAGCGAGUCGGCUGAAUCGUGACGAGCCGGAGCAGGAUGUGUACUCUAUGAAGGAGAAGGCCUCUGCGUACAUGAGUGUCAUUCUGGAGCAGCAGAACUCUGUUAAGCAGCUGCGAUCCCUGAAACCUCUUCAGAAAUGAUCUCAGUGGAACGAUGACUGACAGGAAGCUAUUGUUAAGGAAGGGAAAUGGGGAGAAAAGGCUGAGGAAUGCCAAAUUCCACAAGAACUGGACUGCAGAUAAGUGGCAGCAAGUCUUAUGGAGUGAUAGAUCCAAAUUUAAAAUAUAUAUUGUAUUUUAGUGUGUUUAGAUAAAUUGUUGUAUCUGUUCCCCUGAGCAGUCAGGGCAUUCACAGGAAAAGCUGCAUUCUCACACACACACACACACACACACACACACACACACACACACACACACACACUUUCAUAUCUUAGUGAGGACAUCUAAUUGACUUAAUGCUUUCCCUAGCCACUUACGCUGACCAUAACCACCAAAAACGAAUGCCGAACCAUAACUUAAUUGUAACCCUGACACUAAAACCACAUUUUGAGUCUCGAAAAUGCCUUCAAACUCGUGGGGACAGGCAUUUUGUCCCCAUAAGUGACUGUUGGUCCCCACAGGUAUAGUGGCAUGCCAAUUUUCUGUUCUCACAAAGAUGUGUACAUGUGUACUCACACACACACACAGAGUUCUCUUAUUCUGUUAUAUUAUCUAUCAGAUAUAAAUUCACACCCACACGCUGAGGGUUGUGUCGGGGACAGUUUGCUUAGCAACAGUUCCACAUGUAGACUGGAGGAGACAGACUUUCUGUCCCGCAGCAUUAAAUUUUAUUUCCAAUUCAUCUCAUCCCUAGAAGGAGCAACAAAUGCUAUUUUAGUGUAUUUAUUGUAUAUAGAAGUUCUAGUCUAUCGUGCUAGUAUCGUACCAGCAGUGGUAUCCAUAAUAUCAAUAUUUGGAUUGAUCCGCCCCCAAUAAGUGAUAUAUCUCAAAUCUGCAGUGAGUUUGGCAAUUCUGAUGAAAGCUUGGUAUGGUAUUCAGGACAGCUCGAGCAACCAACCUAAGAGUAUUGAUAACUUGGCACUUACCUCAUGAGCAUGAGGUACUUGAAUCUUUUGUUUACACAACGCACAGUGAGCUUCUUUGGCUACCUGUGUUCUAGGAAACAAAGCACUGAGCUAGAAGAACUCAAGAAAGAAAAAAGCUCCAUAGUUUUUUGGGGUUUUUUACGUUUACUGAGUCACUACAGCUGAUAGCAGUCAAGAUAAAGUUCUACAGAAGUUAAAAAGGUGAUCUCUGGUUAAUGAGUCCCUUUUUUGUCGUUGUUGUUGUUGUUGUUGUUACGUCACUGUAUUUUUAGACAGGACAUGGCAGAAAUUUGAUUGUAACACCUUAAAUUAAAUUGAUCUAUUAGAGAAUCCCAUUAUAACAUCCUCCAUAAUCUCUGUUAUUAGCCUUAAAUUAAGUGACAACAAACGUGCAUGGAAGCUCAUUUGGUUUUUGUCUCUUUUAUACUUUGGUU